Cyprinodon tularosa is the source of this 1650-nucleotide messenger RNA. It is a transcript of the gene cox15, whose product is annotated as cytochrome c oxidase assembly protein COX15 homolog. Gene Ontology annotation, cellular component: mitochondrial inner membrane. Gene Ontology annotation, biological process: heme A biosynthetic process. The coding region runs from base 104 to 1333 and encodes 409 amino acids. The record is from RefSeq and is a predicted model, not a curated record. The transcript is spliced from 9 exons. Gene Ontology annotation, molecular function: oxidoreductase activity, acting on NAD(P)H, heme protein as acceptor. NCBI's taxonomy places the organism in Eukaryota, Metazoa, Chordata, Actinopteri, Cyprinodontiformes, Cyprinodontidae.
GUUUGUUGACGUCUGGGGGUUACGAGCAGCGUUACCAAACCUGUCUUAUAACAGGACAGCAUUGCAGUGUCGUUAAAGCUCGAGGGAGCUAAAAGAAACCAAAAUGCUGCUCUCGACAUUACGGACUACUAUCGUUUGCGGUUGUCGGUCUGCUGGAAAGGGUUUUCAACAGAGCAGCUAUCAGCGCCCACAGCUGCGGCAAUGGCUGGUGAGGAGAAACCAGAGCUCCAUCAGUGUCGAGUCAGUGUCCCCUUCCACCCCAGCAGCAUCAAAAGCCGUACCCAAUGCAGCAACGAACCGCAUAGUGGGCCGCUGGUUGCUCGGCUGCAGUGGGCUUGUGGUUGGGGCGGUUGUCUUGGGUGGAGUCACAAGGUUAACAGAAUCUGGGCUCUCAAUGGUUGACUGGCAUCUGGUGAGAGAGAUGAAACCACCUCAGUCUGAGGCAGAGUGGGAGGCUGAGUUUUCCAAGUACAAGCAGUUCCCAGAGUUCAAAAUCCUUAACCAUGAGAUGACCCUGCCAGAGUUUAAGUUCAUCUUCUACAUGGAGUGGGGUCAUCGCAUGUGGGGUAGGCUGGUUGGACUGGCGUACAUCCUGCCUACUGUUUACUUCUGGAAAAAAGGAUACUUCACUCGUUCCCUAAAGGGAAAAGUAUUGGGACUGUGUGGAUUUGUGUUCUUCCAGGGCCUUCUUGGAUGGUACAUGGUAAAAAGUGGACUGGAGGAGAAGCCUGACUCCCAUGAUGUUCCUCGGGUCAGCCAGUACCGUCUGUGCGCCCAUCUUGGUUCUGCAUUAGUGUUGUACUCUGCCAGCCUCUGGACUGGGCUUACUCUGCUGCUGCCUGCACACAAGAUGGCAGACACAAAAAACCUCCAACAGCUCAGAAUGUUUGCAAAGGGUACCGGAGGACUGGUGUUCCUAACUGCUCUCUCAGGUGCUUUUGUUGCUGGCUUGGAUGCUGGGCUGGUGUAUAACUCUUUCCCCAAGAUGGCAGAUAAAUGGAUUCCUGAUGAUAUAUUGGCCUUCUCUCCUGCUCUUAAAAAUUUCUUUGAGAACCCAACCACAGUUCAGUUUGACCAUAGAGUCUUGGCUAUUGGCUCUUUGACAGCAAUCACCGGCCUUUAUCUAUUCUCAAGAAGGAUGCUGCUACCCAGAAGGGCGAAGAUCGCCAUCGGCCUGCUCGCAGCUAUGGCCUACACACAGGUGGCCCUUGGUAUCAGCACACUUUUAUUGUAUGUUCCCACUCCACUGGCAGCAACUCACCAGUCAGGCUCUGUUGCUCUUCUGAGUCUUGCCAUUUGGGUUUUGGCAGAACUUCGUAAAAUGCCAAAGUAAAGCCUUCUUCGUUGUGGACGUAACCGGACCUGCUUAGCCACAUGACACGCCUGAACAGUCUUAAUCGGCACUAAAAUGAACAAGCAGUGAAAAAGAAGGGAGAUGAUCCCUUAUUUAAUCCUGAGGUGUUUUUUUCUAUGCUGUUUAAGCAUGAAGAGACUACUACAAUUAGCGAGGACAACAGAAUUCUUGUCCCAAACUUGAAGACUUAUUAUUCCUCAACUCCUCAAAUGUCCACCUGCCCACAUGUCUGCCCAUUGCCUUUCUAAUUAAGGUUAAGGAAAGCCACUUGCAAAUAAAAACAAUAUCUGCAAUAA